Girardinichthys multiradiatus is the source of this 2057-nucleotide messenger RNA. It is a transcript of the gene isl1a, whose product is annotated as ISL LIM homeobox 1a. The transcript is spliced from 7 exons. Gene Ontology annotation, cellular component: nucleus. The coding region runs from base 399 to 1448 and encodes 349 amino acids. Gene Ontology annotation, biological process: axonogenesis; neuron fate specification; positive regulation of transcription by RNA polymerase II. The record is from RefSeq and is a predicted model, not a curated record. Gene Ontology annotation, molecular function: DNA-binding transcription factor activity, RNA polymerase II-specific; cis-regulatory region sequence-specific DNA binding. NCBI's taxonomy places the organism in Eukaryota, Metazoa, Chordata, Actinopteri, Cyprinodontiformes, Goodeidae.
GGUCCAGGGAUGUGCGCUGAACGCAUUGGAGGCUUACAGACACCAGAGGGCGUGUUGGCAUGUGUCUGGGCUGCAGCUGCAAGUCCUGGUCUGGUUGCCCACGUUUGGAUUUUAAACUUUUUGCUGAAAAACCUCCAAUCUCCAUGUUUUAGGUCUGCAGAGCCAAUCCGCUACUCAUGCAGAUGACGUGGUGAUGUCCUACGUCAGCCCAGUCGCUUGCCAGGAGCAGGGCUUCACACACUCACACGCACACACACACCGGUGAAAAACACAUACACACACUUCCUCACCGAGGCUGUACAGCAACGCUCUUGGCCCGGCAGCGGAGCACAAAUCCAGGCUUCCAGGCGCCGCUGCCCGCUGUGAAAGUGGACUUUACAUCGCUUUACUUUUUCGAUAUGGGGGAUAUGGGGGAUCCGCCAAAAAAGAAGCGACUGGUGUCCCUUUGCGUGGGCUGCGGGAACCAGAUCCACGACCAAUACAUCUUGCGGGUAUCCCCGGAUCUGGAGUGGCAUGCCGCCUGUCUCAAGUGCGCGGAGUGCAGUCAGUACCUGGACGAGUCAUGCACUUGCUUCGUCAGAGAUGGAAAGACUUAUUGUAAAAGGGACUACAUCAGGUUAUACGGGAUUAAAUGCGCUAAAUGCAAUAUCGGCUUCAGCAAGAACGACUUCGUCAUGAGAGCUCGCUCCAAAGUCUACCACAUCGAGUGUUUCCGCUGCGUGGCCUGCAGCAGACAGCUCAUCCCGGGAGAUGAGUUCGCUCUGAGGGAAGACGGGUUGUUCUGCCGCGCUGACCAUGAUGUAGUGGAACGGGCCAGCCUCGGCAGCGGAGACCCUCUCAGCCCCCUGCACCCGGCCAGACCGCUGCAGAUGGCAGCAGAACCAAUCUCGGCGCGGCAGCCUGCUCUGCGACCCCACGUCCACAAACAGCCAGAGAAAACCACCCGGGUCCGGACGGUGCUGAACGAGAAGCAGCUGCAUACGCUGCGGACCUGUUACAAUGCCAACCCGAGGCCCGACGCCCUAAUGAAGGAGCAACUGGUCGAGAUGACCGGCCUCAGCCCGCGAGUGAUCCGUGUCUGGUUCCAGAACAAGCGGUGCAAGGACAAGAAGAAAAGCCUGCUGAUAAAGCAGCUGCAGCAGCAGCAACCCAACGACAAGACGAACAUCCAAGGAAUGACGGGCACCCCGAUGGUUGCGGCCAGCCCGGAGCGGCACGACGGCGGCAUCCAGGCCAACCCGGUGGAGGUGCAGAGCUACCAGCCGCCCUGGAAGGUCCUCAGCGACUUCGCCCUGCAAAGCGACAUCGACCAGCCGGCCUUCCAACAACUGGUCAGCUUCUCGGAGGGAGGACCAGGUUCGAACUCGACAGGCAGCGAGGUAGCAUCCAUGUCCUCCCAGCUUCCCGACACGCCGAACAGCAUGGUUUCCAGCCCCAUCGAGGCUUGAGGACUGCCUGAACACACAGCCCCGAUCAUCCCAUUCCUCCUGACUGGGUGUACUUUGACACUGUGAAGACAAUCAUGGGAUUUACUGCAGCCACUAACUUCAACACGGAGCGCAGACGGACGGAUAGGCUGAGCGGUGCUGCCUGCUUUCUGUUGCCAAAAGGAGAAGAAAGAGAAAGGAGCGGACCUCUGACUGGAAGCGCAAUCUAAAUCACGUAGGCCUACUUUCGAUACGCUCAGCUUUGAAUAGAAAACGAUGGUGUUUUUUAAUUUGGUUCACCCUCAUCAUAUAGCCUAACAGAUCAUUUGGAUCUGUCUGAUCUCUUCAUCUGACUGAUUUCCUGUAUGACCCAAGGCCUGAGGCAUUUCAAACAAGGUAUACCUCUAUUUUGCCACAAACCUUGUGGGACAUUUGUGAGUUAGCCUAGUGUCCGUCCAAGAAUAAGACAAUUUUUUCUUUCCCAAAGACAUGUAAAUUAUUCAGUUAGUACUCUGCAAGAAAUUGUAUUGUUUGUUUCCGUGCAACAGAAUUAUUUAUUAUUUAUUGCCGACAAAUUUGCCACCUUUUGUGUAACUUUCGUAACAGAAGUAAAAAGAAAAAAAAAAUCUA